AAGAAACGAAUGUAUUUUUGCCAGCGAGCUUCAACGUCCAUGAUCUCUUGAUCAAAUAUCGCAUUUCCCUGGAGACUACCCCACCUUCUGUCCACCCCUAACCACAAUGGCUUGUGGGGGCUUUCGCUGCCCUUUCCACCGAACUAUGGCGAUUUCGGCACACGCGUUGGAAAUCCAGCCAACUGUCUUACUAUAUACUCUCGGGACACUUCGAUAAUCUGCUUUUCGAAAUACUGUAAUGAUCUUUUGCUACGAAACAUGGCGACUCCUCCCCCUGCCGGUAUCUACGUCCCUGUACCGACAUUCUUCGUCUCGAAGAAAGCUGCCAACUACAGCCCCACUGCAGCUCCUCUUGACCUGGAAACACAAGCUGCACAUUCUCUGCACCUUGCUAAGUCAGGAAUUACUGGUCUUGUGGUCCUGGGUAGUACUGGUGAGGCAGUACAUCUCUCGAACAAGGAACGAUUUGCAGUCUUGUCGUCGGUCAGGAAAGCGUAUGAGGAUGCUGGAUUCAAAGACUAUCCUCUUAUUGCAGGAACUGCAGCCCAAAAUAUCGAGGAAAUCGUCGAGCAGCUGAAGAGUGCCAAAGAAGCUGGCUGCCAGUGGGGACUUUGUCUGGUUCCUGGGUACUUCGCAGGUGCAAGUACGCAGGAUGGCAUCAUCCAGUGGUUCACAGCCGUUGCUGAUCAGAGUCCAAUCCCUGUCAUGGUCUACCAUUACCCUGGAGUCUCGAACAACGUCAAAGUAGUACCGUCUACGUAUGCCACCCUUUCGAAACAUCCGAAUAUUGUUGGCUGCAAAUUGUCUCAUGGCGAUGUAUCAUAUCAUGCACAAAUCGGAGCGAAUCCAAAGAUCGAUCACACGCAUUUUCACACAUUUACUGGCCUAGGGCAACAGCUUCUGCCAGUGAUCUCGCUUGGUUGUGCAGGAACUAUAGAUGGAACGGCCGGAUUCUUUCCUAAAUCUGUCGUGCAUUUGUACAAACUUUCGGUCAACAAUCGACCAACAGAUGAAGAAGUCAAGGAAAGAAGGCUUCUGCAGUACAAACUUAGCGCAGUCGAGGAGCUUGUGGUAAAAUUUGGAACGGUUGGCAUCAAGGAGGCAAUUAGCAGAAUACUUGGCAUGGGUGAUCGUGAUGGUACAAGACUCCCUCUUACUGGCGGCAUUCCAGGGGGUGAUAAAGAGUGGGAGAAUUGGGAAGAGUGCGUGGGUGAUUUGGAUGCGGUUGAAAAGAGCUUGUAGGUGAACACAGGGUUGGAACGAAGUUAUACUUUCAACUUAAAGAGGCAUCUCUGGCCAUGUUAGAAAUAUUCGAACUUACCCAUGAGAUCUGCAUUCAACGAUUUCGAC
Mollisia scopiformis is the source of this 1350-nucleotide messenger RNA. RefSeq names its product dihydrodipicolinate synthetase-like protein. NCBI's taxonomy places the organism in Eukaryota, Fungi, Ascomycota, Leotiomycetes, Helotiales, Mollisiaceae. The record is from RefSeq and is a predicted model, not a curated record. The transcript is spliced from 2 exons. Bases 259 to 1242 code for a protein of 327 amino acids. Gene Ontology annotation, molecular function: 4-hydroxy-tetrahydrodipicolinate synthase activity.